CUUCAGCUGAUGCUAUGUCUACCAACUUUGACUUCACAUUUCCAGCUCCGGGUUCGACUCCACCACAAUUUUCUUCCCCCGAUCCUCAUGCUUUCCAACUUAUGGUUCAGGAUCUGGCAGCAGCUGAAAUCUCAGGUUCUGGUAACUGGGAAAAUGACCGGGAAGGGGUAUUUGAUGACUUCUUCUGAUGGAAAUCGCUCUUCAAUUUGUUAUAUCUCCAUACACGCUAUAGAGAUGCUAACCCUAGACGGAUAGCCUAUGUGGCUCUUAGCACGCAUCUCAACCAAAUCUAAACAACUACCUCUGUACAGUAACAUUCAGGUUGAUGAAAAGCUGACCAACCUAGAUUCGGGAAAGAAUCAGCAAGCUCUGUCAAUGGCUCAGAACAAUAGAUGCUGUUCGGAUGGUCCAGAUCAAUUAUUCAGGAUCAGCAUAGCACAUCACUGAAUUCAAGUGCUAAUUCAGAGGUCGAGGGAAGACCGCGAAAAUCACUUAAUGAGAAAAGGCAGGAGUACCAGGACUUGCUCAUUCACUAUAUGGCACUGCACCUGCUUGCACUAUCUACAAGUGCCUUAGGCAGCGGCGGUCAUUUGAAGUUGCGAGGACCCAGUAUAUUUGACAGUACAAUACAAUGGAUUGGCAAGCUAUUUCAGCCUCAAGAAAAUGAUGAUAUAUUAGCCUAUUGGCUAGCUGACAUAUCCACUCCGUUGGUGCUGCUGGAACAUACAUUGAAAGCUGGUGUACUGCUGGGUAAUACCUCACAGGCAGUCACAUUGGCUACUGUAUUCCAUAGAAUGACACAGAACUAUCAUGGAACCCUUCAAGGUGUAAAUCUUUCUCCCAUUGAUGGUGAUUCAGCUGGCGUGCUGGAUACCUGCGCCAGGCUUCAAGAUUAUCCAGACCAGACAUACUUAAUGAGACUGCAAACACACUCGCCAGUGCUGCUAGUCAGGAAAUUUGAGUGCUCACUGGCAACAUGUCAAGAACCUUGCUAUCUAUCUGAACAUGAUGAAAUCCAAUCAUGUUUAUAGCAUAGCUGACAAGUUGCAAAUUGUGGAGAGACCAGAUGCGCUUAUAAACACCUGUGAACUUUGGAAUGCCUGUAUAUUUAAGAGAGAACACUAUAAGCAAAAUUUUGCCACAGAAUUUUGCUAGUAACACACCGAGCACAAUUUUGCAGCAGAAUCAAAAGUUCAAUAAACAAUCAAUCAACUAAAUCUGUAUCCAAAACUAGUUGAAGUAAAUUUUAUAAAUCCUCUGUAUGAGUUUAGAGGAUUCGUCAUAAUUUAAUUAUUUUUACAGUGGGCUAUCAGACUACUUCAUUCCUCAUCCUUUAUCUCUGACUUGAGAAAAAUAAAGACGUUGUUUGUACCAAAUUACAGAUGAUUUGGUAGAGUGCAGCAGUUAAAGAUCUGUCGCACUGACAAUAACCUUUGUAUAUGGUAA
This is a messenger RNA of Lycium ferocissimum, 1446 nucleotides long. Its product is annotated as myosin-9-like. The coding region runs from base 393 to 1031 and encodes 212 amino acids. The transcript has 8 exons. Lineage: Eukaryota; Viridiplantae; Streptophyta; Magnoliopsida; Solanales; Solanaceae. The record is from RefSeq and is a predicted model, not a curated record.